Messenger RNA from Haliotis rubra (blacklip abalone), 2035 nucleotides. Its product is annotated as C1q-related factor-like. The record is from RefSeq and is a predicted model, not a curated record. NCBI's taxonomy places the organism in Eukaryota, Metazoa, Mollusca, Gastropoda, Lepetellida, Haliotidae. Gene Ontology annotation, molecular function: protein binding.
AGACGACAAUGCAACGGAGGAAAUGGCGGGAAGGAAUCGAUACUGAGACGAGAGGUUGAUGGUUGUGCUCACUCACAGUUAACCGCCUAAGGUCACACAAACAACGUUCUUUGAAAGUUUUAAUGAUCUCCCUCCACAAUAUUGGACUAGUGCUCGUCAUCUGAGGAUUACAGUCAAGUGUUGUGCCCUGGCUAUUGUGACUACAACUCAGGAUGAAGGCUCCGACCACCGCCAUUCUGAUUAUCAUCGUUCUAUCCAGUGUCGCGAGUUGUAAGCGUAUCCCGAGAAACCGGAACCGGAACAGAGGAGGUCCCGUGAAAGACGCAGCCGCACUGGAGAACGAGGUUGACGGGCAGUGCGAGUUGGAGAUCGCCUGCAAGGGAGAGCGGCUCAUACCCCUCAGCCUCCCCAUCAAGGGUCCCAAAGGGCUCGGGAAACCAGGCGCUAAGGGGGACCCAGGAGAACCAGGAGUGCCGGGAUUACCGGGGAUACCAGGUAAGGAUGCCCCAAUGCCUGGUCGAACAGCGUUCUUCGUAGGCCUGAAGAACAACCGCGGCCCGGUGAAGCAGAACAGCGAUCUGCUCUUCGACAAAAUCAUAACCAACGUGGGUGGGGACUUCGACACCAAAUCCGGCCGCUACACCGCCCCGUAUAACGGCACCUACAUGUUCAACAUCGUUGUCGCCGCCCAGGGGAGGCAGAGGGCGGCGGUAAAUCUGAUGAAGAAGGGUGAGAUGGUGGCGACGGUUUGGGCCGAGAGUAUUCCUUACUGGGCGUCAGCCUCCAACUCCGCCAUCUUGAACUUGUCCCGCGGGGACCAGGUGUGGCUGGUGCUCUUGUCCCGAGCCUCCUACAUCCACGGCUACAUGUACUCCACCUUCUCCGGACACCUCCUCUUCAAGGACCAGGACUGAGGCACCAAAACAAAGAGACGAGGAUGGUGGACAACGAUAGCUGAAUCUGAAAACGGAAACGAUUUUAGUUUGGGGGGAACUUUAAGCCGGAUAUGCCCCAAUGGGUGGUGUUACUAGCUGCAAGAUGUCAUUUCACACACCUAGUUCAAAACUUUUGUUUUUGUAAAUGAUAUAAUUAUUAGUCCCCUAAAUUGGUAUUAUGACACUGAAAGUGUAAAGAAGGCGUCUUUGUCUUGCCAAUGACAAACUCGUCAACUGCAAGACCGGUUCCUGAGUCCUAUUUGAAUCGUACAAUGGUGAUAUUUAUGGGUAGAUACCUCCCAUGUGUUGUUAAGGUCAAAGUAACCAAAACGUUAACUUACGAUAUGAUAUUCCUGACUGCGAGACCUUCAGUGACAACACCGCGUUGUUAACGCCUAAAGGGAGAUAACUGUGUCAUAUUUAGUAUCGUACUUGUGUUCAGAAGGACUACGUUUAUGCAACAGGAUGUUCACACGAUUUUCAUACGUUUCGUAUUGUUAAUAGCAACAUUAGCUUUCCUAUAUUAGUUCGGUAUAGACAUAGAUCAUGAUAUUGUUUGAUUGUUGUGUAAGUUAUGUACAUACUUUUACAUAAAUUGUAGGUAAACCAACCAUUUCUUGGCGUCUUGCAUGGCGUGUUCCAAAACCAUGUGGAUUUGUAAAACCAUUCCAGAAUCUCAUGUGUUAGAAUUCAUAUUCAGUGUGCUGUUAAAGAUACAUAUAUUCGAUACAGUCAAGUUUCCUUGACUUCAUUGUGCAUUAAUCGGGGUUUUUAUUUUCAUAUCAGUUACAAGCUAAGAUGGUUGUUUUCAUUUUGGGCUUUUGCAGUAGGACGUCUGUAAAUGAAGUUCCUUUUUAUCUCCUAUCCGUGAUCGUUGCCGUUGCAAGAACUGGAGAGUAUGUUUACUUUCGCGGUGGUAGUGUUUCCUGUUGGAGUACGUACGAUAUAGCGCUCAGGGGGCUUGAAUCACUAUAUGGGGAUGGUGGAGUAGCGGCUAGGCCAUAUGGUUAAAGCUUCCGCUUGUCAUCCCCCAAACCCCGGUUCGAUUACCAACAUUGACACCAUGUGUGAACCCCAUUUCUGGUGUCCCCCACGUGAUG